Ziziphus jujuba (common jujube) is the source of this 2634-nucleotide messenger RNA. RefSeq names its product probable L-type lectin-domain containing receptor kinase S.5. The transcript is spliced from 2 exons. The record is from RefSeq and is a predicted model, not a curated record. Gene Ontology annotation, biological process: protein phosphorylation. Lineage: Eukaryota; Viridiplantae; Streptophyta; Magnoliopsida; Rosales; Rhamnaceae. Gene Ontology annotation, cellular component: plasma membrane. Gene Ontology annotation, molecular function: ATP binding; protein kinase activity; carbohydrate binding. The coding region runs from base 123 to 2336 and encodes 737 amino acids.
AGUUCCAAGUUGGGGGCGUAGCAAGAUGGAGACACUGUUCAAAGUUCAAAAUAAAAUACUCUGUCUCUCUGUCUUUAAUGUCGAACUGAUUUACCAGGGAAAAAAAAAAAAAAAAAUUAGAAAUGAAAACGGUGUCGCAGACGACAAACCAAGAAGCGGAAGAAUGCUCUUCAUUCGAGCCCAAUGCGAGUAAUAACAAACUCAAGCCUGUUGGAGAUGGUUUACAGUUGGAGCUUACCAUGAUCCUUCUGGUAAUGCUCCUACUUUUCCCGGCGGCUGCUAUAUCCGACGUCGUUUCUCAAUCUCACAACAAGUUCGGUCCAUUCGACGAAUCCUACUACUCCACCUUCGCCGUCAAAAAGCCCGCCACGAUCAGCAACUUCGCUCUUCAAGUCACUCCCGAUUCCGCCGGAGAUUUUAGUCUCAGCAACCGAUCUGGGCGCGUUCUCUUCAACCAGUCAUUCGUGCUCUGGACUAGUGAUUCCGAUUCCCAACAAGCCGGAAUGGAAGGCAAAGUGGCUUCCUUCAAUACAUCCUUCCUUAUAAACGUCCACCGAAUGAACAGCUUUCUUCCUCAUGGUGAGGGACUGGCUUUCAUUAUAGCUCCGGAUCUCGAGCUCCCCACCGGAAGCCAUGGUCAAUACCUGGGUUUGACUAAUUCCACUACCGAUGGCAACCCAUCCAACCACCUCGUUGCAAUCGAACUCGACACCUUCAAGCAAGAUUUCGAUCCCGACGACAACCAUUUGGGUCUCAACAUCAACUCUGUUCGGUCUGUCCAAAACGUAUCUCUCUCCCAAUUCGACAUUCAGAUCGCUCCCAGUGGUACCAGAUAUCACAUGGUUUGGAUCCAAUACGACGGGAAUAGAAAGUUGCUCGAUGUGUACAUGGCAGAGCAGGCUCAAGAGCUAGAUGAAAGUUUCGUGAUCAUGGCCAGGCCAAGCAAGCCAUUGCUGAGUGCGAAUCUGACCCUCAAGGAUAUCGUGAAGCAGAAAUCCUAUUUUGGAUUUGCCGCAUCCACCGGGAAUGCCACCCAACUCAACUGCGUUCUGAGAUGGAAUCUGACGGUAGAUGCUCUGUCGGUUAAGGAGAAUGGGACGGGUGAGCGGCGCGGCUUGAAGAUCGCUUUGUGGGUUGGAUUGCCGAGUUCGGCAUUGGUGCUGUUGGGCUUGGCAGGGUUGGCCUAUUACAUUCACAAGAAGCGGAAGGCGGCAUCUGACCCAAAUAUUCUAGGCGCCCUAAAGAGCCUACCGGGAACCCCGAGAGAGUUCGGGUUCAGUGAACUGAAAAAGGCCACGAAUAAUUUUGACGACAAGCAAAAGCUCGGUGAAGGUGGUUUCGGUGUGGUGUAUAGAGGGAUUUUGCCGAAAGAGAAUUUGGAAGUCGCGGUUAAAAAAUUCUCCAGGGAUGAUCUCAAAGGCAAAGACGAGUUCUUGGCUGAGCUUACCAUCAUCAAUCGUCUUCGCCACAAACACCUCGUCCGGUUAUUGGGAUGGUGCCACAAGAAUGGGACGCUGCUCCUGGUGUACGAGUACAUGCCAAAUGGCAGUUUGGACAACCACCUUUUCUGCGGAUCGUCGGAGCAUACAACCUUAGGAUGGAGCCUCAGGUACAAGAUUGUCUCAGGAGUGGCAUCGGCUCUACAUUACCUCCACAACGAGUACGAUCAAAAAGUGGUACACCGAGACCUCAAAGCCAGCAACAUCAUGCUCGAUUCCAACUUCAACGCUCGCUUGGGCGAUUUUGGGCUUGCACGGGCCUUGGAGAAUGGAAAAACCUCCUACGCUGAAAUGGGCGGAAUCCAAGGGACCAUGGGCUAUAUUGCACCCGAGUGCUUCCAUACGGGUAAGGCAACCCGAGAGUCCGAUGUUUUCGGGUUCGGAGCUGUUUUGCUGGAGGUUGUUUGUGGUCAAAGGCCAUGGACCAAGAGGGAUAGCUUUCAGUACUUGGUGGAUUGGGUUUGGUGUUUGCAUAGAGAAGGACGGAUAGUUGCUGCGGUGGAUGAGAGGUUGGGAAAUAAUUACGUGGUUGAGGAAGCAGAGAGGCUUCUGCUUCUUGGGCUGGCCUGCUCGCAUCCGAAUGCUAGUGAGAGGCCCAAAAUGCAGGCCAUUGUUCAAAUCAUUUCGGGUUCGAUUGCGGUGCCCCAUGUUCCGCCAUUUAAACCCGCUUUUGUAUGGCCAUCCUUGCCAGAGGAAUUCGGGAUGGACAGUCUGGCCACUACUACAACAGCCACGUCUAUGCAAGUUGGAUCGGGUUCUAAUUCAGCGUGGACCCGGAAUUAUGAUAGUCAGGAUAGCAAUUUGGGUGAGGGAUACAGUGACAGCCACACUUUCUGAGUCGUUUUUUCUACGGUGGAAUUUCUGAACGGGUCGUGUUGUUCUACUUUGGGUCUAAUGGUGAUCAUUUUACUUUUUUUAUUUUUAUUUUUUAUACUUAAAAGAAAAAAUGAAAAAUUUCUGCUUUCUAUCUUAUUGUUAAGUUGGGUACAAAUAGGAAGCUCAGUGUUUUCACAUUACAAUUAUUCUUCACUUUUCAGUUUCAUUAUUUGUUUUUUUUGGGGAUUGGAGGCUAAGGGUGCAUAUAUGCGUGUGUAAAAAUGUAUAUUCUGACUUAUAAAUUGUUUACUCGCUAUCA